UGUGGAAAGUUCGCCGGUCCGGGUGCAAAGUUUCAGCCGUCUGCAGACGGGAGACGGAACACGAGCACAAUAACCAGAUAAAAGAGUCGCUUACCGGCUGCCGGCGUGAACGGGUUCAGUUAUGGGAUAUUAGCCCGAAGCGGUGUCGUGUUCGUUUACAGCUUUGUUCGUCUCGCGGCGGAAUCAUGGCCUGCGCGCCGAACCGGGUCCGCUUGCUCUGCAUGCUGUCGCUCACCUUCGGCUUUUUCAUCGUGGAGGUGGUGGUGAGCCGGAUCACGUCUUCCCUAGCGAUGCUGUCGGACUCCUUUCACAUGCUCUCGGACGUGAUCGCGCUGGUCGUGGCUCUGGUGGCGGUGCGUUUCGCGGAGCAGACCCAGUCCACCAACAAAAACACGUUCGGCUGGAUCCGGGCCGAGGUGAUGGGCGCGCUGGUCAACGCCGUGUUCCUCACCGCGCUCUGCUUCACCAUCAUCCUGGAGGCCAUCGAGCGCUUCACCGAGCCCCACGAGAUCGAGAAGCCCGAGGUGGUGAUCGGGGUGGGGGCUGCGGGGCUGCUGGUCAACCUGUUCGGGCUCUGUCUCUUUCACGGGCACGCCGGAGGCGGCGGACACGGCCAUUCCCACGGAGGACACGGCCACAGCCACGGGGGGCACAAGAAGCACAAGAACGGGAAGGUUCGCCGUUGUGAGACGCUGGAGGAUAGCCGGUCCGCGGGCGAGGAGACCAAUAACCUGGUCGGGAAUCAGAACAACAGCCCUAAUGGCGUUAAUCCGGACAGGCGCAGAGCCAGUAUAUCGGAGAUGUGUCACAGCGAAAGCCUGGACUUGCAGAUUAACGGCAGUGCUCCCUACGAAGAGCUCGAGAACGGACAGGACACGGCGUCUCAGCUCAACAUGCGGGGCGUUUUUCUGCACGUGCUGGGCGACGCUCUCGGCUCCGUUAUCGUGGUAAUCAACGCCAUCAUCUUCAUAUUGGUAUGGAAACCGUGCGAGCCGGGCAACGUCUGUGAAAAUCCUUGCGUGAGCCAACACUGCGCAGACCAUUCGCUCAACAUCAGCAGCGCGGCGGCUAACAGCACCAGCGUAAAAGGGCCGUGUUGGGUGCUUUAUCUUGACCCCACGCUCUGCAUCAUCAUGGUCUGCAUCCUCCUCUACACCACGUACCCGCUGUUGAAGGAGUCCGCGCUUAUCCUCCUGCAGACCGUUCCCAAGCAGAUCGACAUGCAUCAGCUCAACUCUCGCCUGCGGGAGCUGGAGGGCGUGCUGGCGGUUCACGAGCUGCACAUCUGGCAGCUGGCGGGCAGUCGCAUAAUUGCCACGGCGCACAUCAAAUGCCACGACCCCGCGUCCUACAUGGACGUGGCCAAGCGCAUCAAGGACUUUUUCCACGACGAGGGCAUCCACGCUACGACCAUUCAACCGGAAUUCGUCACGGUGAACUCCGAGUCGCGCGCUUCGCUCUGCGAGCUCUCCUGUAGAACGCAGUGCGCCCGGAAGCUCUGCUGCGGCGCCGUCGAUUCGGCAAAGCCUCCCGAUGGAGCCGCAGAUGCGAAGAAGUCGUGCGAAGCCAAAACCCCAACGGUAACCAGUACUUCUGCUACGUCUCUGGAGAUCAUCAGCGAGUCUGUGGAGGAAACGAGCAGGCCGGAAUCCAUCGUGAUUAUGACUAGGGAGGUGGAAUCGUCAUUGUGAGCGACAAGCGGGUUAGACGUCUCUUCUGUUAAGGGUGUCGACGUGUAUUUGAUCAGCGGACCGAUUUCUGCCAUGCUGUGAGGAAAAACUGAGCCCAAAUACACUCAUGAUAACACACACACACACAAACACCACACAACUCCACGUCUCAGACACCACACCGACAUACAGACAAUAUAAAUAGGCCGGAGAGCAAGGCUGACCUCCUCUGCAUGUGUGUUUACUGCAUCGUGGUGUGUCCGUGCCAAAGCUUAUCUUCAUAAAGGACAUCAGAUACUCGUGUACUUCCUGUGGAUGUAAUGCAACGACAAGCAAUUUUAACGUUCAGCUGCUGGACGAAGUAGAAAUGUCUGGACCAGUUUUUUGUUUUUCUACCCAUGUGUUUUAUUCUUUCCUAGUCAUUUAAACAUUCAAUUUUGUGAGAUGUAAUUUAUGUAUUUAAGUUAUUAGUAAUCGAGACUAUUGUAAGCCUAUUGUAAGAUUAGGCGAUUAUGAUAUUAGAGGUUUAAAAAAAAAAAAAUUGUUUCUCUCAUAGCAAAUGAUCUAUGCUUUAACAGAGAGUAUUUUUAGACGAUGCUUUCAAAGACUGCUGUUCAAUUUUUUCUACUUUUUUUUUUUUUUAGAUGAUCUCUUUUAUUAGACAACAGAAGAUGCGUUGACGGUACUUCACCACGCCUAUAAUUCAGACUGCUGUGUUCUAGACAGGAACUAGACAGACCUUCUUACUGGUUUUUAUAAAAGCUGAUGCCUUGUUUGUUCUGUUGUUGUCAAUCAAAAAAAAAAAAAUAGUAGAUAUGCUGUAAAAAAAAAAAAAAUCUUUUUUUUUUGUUUUUGUUUCUUUGGGUGACAGCGUGACACGUUUUAUCCAUGCUGUCGUUAAAGCGAAGGGACCUACUCGGACUUGUGGAAAACAUCAAUUUGUGCAUGACCAAAUAAAGCUUUUGCAGACCAAGCAAAAUUUGUAAACCAAAAGACGAGGGAUUUGCUUUCUGAAAUAUACAGAAGUAGGUUUGAGCUGAACACGUUUGGGGUGUUGCACAAUCUACUCAGUGGCCUUCAUUGGGGGAAAAAUAUGUAUCAGCUCUUCAUGACAUUAUUUAUGUCGGCAAACUUUAGCGUUUGAUCAAAAUAUGCAAUAAAAACACACACUACUAGUCUUUAUUAUUAGUUCUUUAGUGAAUUACUUUACUUAGAAAUCUGUAGAGGAAGUCCGUAAAACACUACACAGUAAAGCUUACUGUAAAACGUGCUGAAAGUGUUUGUAUCACUGAGGAUUUUAAAAGUAUCAUGCCAGCGGCGAUGUUUUUGAUAUAUUACUGUCAAAUGUGUCAUUGUGAAUUAAACAUGCUUGUUUGGUACUGUUCAAA
Messenger RNA from Puntigrus tetrazona (Sumatra barb), 3058 nucleotides. It is a transcript of the gene slc30a1a, whose product is annotated as solute carrier family 30 member 1a. The coding region runs from base 186 to 1691 and encodes 501 amino acids. Gene Ontology annotation, molecular function: zinc ion transmembrane transporter activity; calcium channel inhibitor activity. The transcript has 2 exons. Gene Ontology annotation, cellular component: membrane; endoplasmic reticulum; Golgi apparatus. Gene Ontology annotation, biological process: zinc ion transmembrane transport; detoxification of zinc ion; intracellular zinc ion homeostasis. The record is from RefSeq and is a predicted model, not a curated record. NCBI's taxonomy places the organism in Eukaryota, Metazoa, Chordata, Actinopteri, Cypriniformes, Cyprinidae.